AUGAUCACCCUGGUAAAGACUGUGAGGGUAACUUGGUUACUUGCCGCGCUUGCAACAAGCUGGGACAUAAGGAGUAUAAGUGCUUCUCCAAAGAUUCAAAUCGAAACAAGUAUGGUGAAGAGUGGAGCUCCAGGAAAACUGAAUGUGAUAAGUAGGCAUGAAGCUGAUGCUACGAAGGAUCUUAUUACUGGUACUUUUUCUAUUAACUCUAUUCCUGUUAAAAUUUUGUUUGAUUCUGGUGUAACUUUUUCUUUCAUUUCAAAAGCCAUUGUUUCAAAGCUAUCGCACUAUUUGAAAACUGUAGAUGUCAUAGAUGUACCUAUAGUUAUUCCUACGGGAGAGGUAGUACAAUGUACCAAAACCUUUAAGGACGUUCCAUUAGAGAUCAAAGGAAAGGUGUUUCUGUCCGACCUCAUUGAGUUUGGGUUAAGUGACUUCGACGUCAUCUUGGGAAUGGAUUGGUUAAGUAAGUAUAGUGCAAAGAUUCGUUGUCGAUUGCAAAAGGUGCCGAGGGCGGGGAUGCAGUGA
Molecule: messenger RNA, 528 nt
Organism: Chenopodium quinoa (quinoa)
Lineage: Eukaryota; Viridiplantae; Streptophyta; Magnoliopsida; Caryophyllales; Amaranthaceae
Exons: 3
Coding region: 1-528 (175 amino acids)
Biological process (GO): proteolysis
Molecular function (GO): aspartic-type endopeptidase activity
Source: RefSeq, a predicted model, not a curated record